Nicrophorus vespilloides is the source of this 628-nucleotide messenger RNA. Its product is annotated as C-type lectin 37Da-like. The record is from RefSeq and is a predicted model, not a curated record. Gene Ontology annotation, cellular component: external side of plasma membrane. Lineage: Eukaryota; Metazoa; Arthropoda; Insecta; Coleoptera; Silphidae. Gene Ontology annotation, biological process: biological process involved in interspecies interaction between organisms. Gene Ontology annotation, molecular function: carbohydrate binding. The coding region runs from base 32 to 589 and encodes 185 amino acids. The transcript has 4 exons.
CUCUACUUCUUAAUACACACACAGUUCAAAAAUGAUUUGUUCAAAAUUAGCAACUUUUAUUUCGUUUAUUGUUUAUUUAGAAUACUCAAAUUGUUGCCAAUUAACUUUAGGUGUCCUUGAUGUGAAUACAGAUGUCUGCGUUGAGACACCUCUUAAUAUACCAGUGAUUACAACUUACGGGAACAAGACGUACUAUUUUGAAAUUAAUAAUCAGAUGAACUGGCAUAAUGCUUAUUUAGCAUGCAAGCAAUACAAUAUGGAAUUGAUAAGUAUUGAUUCGGAUGCAGAAUUCGAUUAUAUACGCGAAUUCAUCAACACUCUUACUGCUACUAAUAAAGUAAGCGUCUGGACUUCUGGCAAUGAUGUGGGAACUGAAGGAGUAUUUAAGUGGAUGAGCAAUGGUCGCAGAGUAUUUUCCAAUCGUUGGCACAAUGGGCAACCCGAUAAUGCAGGUUCUAAUGAAGAUUGUAUCCAUUUCUGGUAUAUUGGAAAUGUAUAUUUACUCAACGAUUUAAACUGCGAAAGUAAUAUGGCAUUUAUUUGUCAGAGUAUUAAGAAAUCUUGUUGCAGCGGUCAGCAGAGCAGUUAAUAGUAGUUCCUAUCAUCUAAAACAUGUUUAUAACUAUAA